AUGACAAAUAAUUUCCAAACAGUAGUAGGCGAAGGUGGAUUCGGUGUCGUGUGCCACGGUACUCUAAAUGAUUCCGAACAAGUAGCUGUUAAGGUUGUUCUUCUUCUAAGAGUUCACUAUACAAAUUUGGUGAACCUCGCUGGAUAUUGCGAUGAAGGAGAUCAUUUGGCUCUUAUCUAUGAGUUUAUGCCAAAUGGAGAUUUAAAACAACAUCUAUCUGGAAAACGUGGUGAAUCCAUUUUCAAAUGGGGCAGUCGGCUGCAAAUAGCUCUGGAGGCUACACUAGGUUUGGAAUAUCUACAUGUUGGAUGCACACCGCCAAUUGUACAUAGAGAUAUCAAAACGACAAACAUAUUGUUGGACCAACAGUUAAAGGCUAAGAUCGCCGAUUUUGGCCUUUCAAGAUCUUUCCCUGUUGGAGGUGAAACCCAUGUUUCAACUGUUGUUGCUGGUACACCUGGAUAUCUUGAUCCAGAGUAUUACCAUACAAGUCGGCUGGGUGAGAAGAGCGAUGUGUACAGCUUUGGAAUUGUGUUAUUGGAAAUGAUCACAAACCAACCAGUGAUUGACCAAUCCCGUGAAAGGUCUCACAUAGCGCAGUGGGUUGGGUUUGAGCUCAACCGAGGAGAUAUUACUAGGAUUAUAGAUCCAAACUUGCACAGGGAUUACGAGUCUCGUUCUGUAUGGAGAGUUCUUGAACUGGCGAUGUCGUGCGUGAAUCCUUCUUCACUAAACCGACCAAAUAUGUCCCAGGUUGCUAAUGAACUGAAAGAGUGUCUUGCGUCUGAAAAAUCGAGGAGAAAUAUGAAUAUGGACUCUCAGAGUUCUCCUGAAGUGAGCAUAAGCUUUGACACUGGGAUGUUUCCGAGGGCAAGAUAG
Brassica oleracea var. oleracea is the source of this 879-nucleotide messenger RNA. Its product is annotated as probable LRR receptor-like serine/threonine-protein kinase PAM74. The transcript has 5 exons. Gene Ontology annotation, biological process: protein phosphorylation. The coding region runs from base 1 to 879 and encodes 292 amino acids. The record is from RefSeq and is a predicted model, not a curated record. Gene Ontology annotation, molecular function: protein kinase activity; ATP binding. NCBI's taxonomy places the organism in Eukaryota, Viridiplantae, Streptophyta, Magnoliopsida, Brassicales, Brassicaceae.